Molecule: messenger RNA, 1902 nt
Organism: Musca vetustissima
Lineage: Eukaryota; Metazoa; Arthropoda; Insecta; Diptera; Muscidae
Product: glycosaminoglycan xylosylkinase homolog
Exons: 5
Coding region: 623-1888 (421 amino acids)
Biological process (GO): protein phosphorylation
Cellular component (GO): Golgi apparatus
Molecular function (GO): phosphotransferase activity, alcohol group as acceptor
Source: RefSeq, a predicted model, not a curated record
CAUUAUUGUUAGCCAAUAUUCAAAUGUUCAGCUGUUGAGUGUCUCAUUAUUUGAAAAGAAUAAACAUUCGCGGUCACCGCUGCAACACGUCCCUUGACGCCGCUGCUGCCUCCCUGCGGCAAGGAGCACUUGCCAUUCACAGUCGCAUACAUAUCAAAGACACUUAACAUUAAUUCGCACAACAUAAAAUAUCGUAAGACUGCCAAUUGCAAUUUGUUUGCUGCUGUAUGUUCUCACAGAUAUUUCACCAAAUGACGAAUAAGUCCCAAAAAUACCUACGGCAGACGUUACAACAAAGUACCAAACAAUCCGAAUCUAUUCUAGCAAUUUACUGCUGCAACAGCGACGCCCAGCCAAGUAUAUCGUCCGGACUAAUUAAAUCGUCAUUGCGUUGGCCAAUUCAAUUGUUGUGCCGCAUAAAUCAUUAUUGUUGUUAUCAUCAUCGUGAUUGCCUUCGUCGUCAAUGUCAGACUUUCGGACAUCUGCUGAGGAAACACAUUAUUACUCAGUAUCAUCGUUGCUGUAACGACAGUGAUUUUGAUAAUUUGAAUUUUCGCACAUUGUUAUCACUGCCAACACGGUUGGCCAUUGUCGUCGCUAUCGUUGCUAACAGCUGACCACAAUGAAUAAACGUACCGUUAUAAUAAUUGUUGCUCUCGUGACCAUUCUAUGUUUGGCCGUUGGGGGCAAUCUUUACUUUAUGUACUACCUAAAUGCUCAGGAUCCAGCACUGUCAAGUACCCGAGCACUUGAGAAUGUUAUUCGCCAUAAAAUCAGGCACUUGAAACCGGCCUAUCUGAAUCGAAAUCCUCGUUUCUUUAUGUAUCGGAAUAAAUUGUUGAAGAACUAUAGACCGGCAAGUUAUGAAAAUGCUUCAGUGCUGUGGGACAUAGCCAAUUGGUGGCCGCAUGAAAAUGAAAUAUACCCUUUAUACGAUUCGUCGAUGGGCCAACUCUUGCAAACAUUACGAAAUGAGCCUAUAACCAAGGUCAACAACUUAUCACGCGGUACACAACUGAAGCUAUUGAUGCGUUUAUCUAAUCAACAAAAAGUGAUUUUCAAGCCACAGUGGUAUCCACGUGACAUUGUGAUUGAUGGCCCAGUAUAUGGCGGCAAGGACCGUCACACUGCUGAAGUUUAUGCCUUCUAUUUGGGCGCCGUUUUAGACUUUCGCUGGACACCGAUUGUUGUGGGCAGGGUGGUCAACCUGAAAACAGAUAUUUACGAUAAAGGCGACUCAGAACUUCAAAAUACCAUGACAAUAACACCGGGAGAAAAUGAGACCGAACAGUAUUGUCUCUUUGGCAAAUGUCAUUAUUGCAACGAAGAGGAAACUGUAUGCGGUGAUGAGAAUAACAACAUUGAGGGCGUACUAAUCUACAUAAUACCGGGACAAUUGGCAAAGAGACGCUCUCCAUGGCAAAGGACAUACAAAGAAGAUAAACGAGCACCCUGGGAAGAUGAUAUGAAUUAUUGCAAAUCUCUGAAAGGGAAAAUGGAAAAUAUUCGACUACUGGACCUUAUUGACGUCGCCAUUUUCGAUUAUUUAAUACAAAAUGGUGAUCGACAUCAUUACGAAACGCGUGAGGAGCGAGUGGUGCUUAUAGACAAUGGCAAAGCAUUUGGAAAUCCCAAUAAAGAUCAUUUAGAUAUAUUGGCACCACUAUAUCAAUGUUGUUUAUUACGAGCCUCUACAUGGGAACGUUUACAGGUAUUUUCUGGUGGUGUUCUAACCGAACUUAUUGAUCGUCUAUCGAAAAACGAUGCCCUAUAUCCCCUCAUAACGGACAAACACAAACGGGGCGUAGAACGACGACUACUGGUUAUCUUUGCAGUUGUCGAAUACUGCAUGGAUCGUGAAGGCGAGAAAAUGUUUAAAAACUUAUAAAACCAAAUAAAAAA